AUAUUCUUCGUGGACUAUUCAUCAAGUUUUGGUUUUCUUUAGACUAUGUCAAAUUCUACACUGACAUUAUUAGCAAUAAAUGUUUCACCCAGAAAAACCGAAACUAAUUGAUAAUGCAAUAAAUGUUGUGCUGAACUUGUCUUCGUUGGAGCUUAAACCAUUCACGCAGGCACAUAACUAUGAGUGUUGAAUCAAAAGGUUUAGCAAAUUAAGAAAAAAGAGAUGGCAAAAAAUUUAGGAAUUUUCUUGGUUCUAGUGGUUCUUUUGGUGCCAUGCUCCAUCAACUAUGCUCUUGCUUCUGCACAACCACAAGAGUCACUCCCACAAAUCGAAUGGAGAAGAAUGAUGAUCACGGUACGAUCAUCAACAAGCCAACGAGCUAGGAAAAGAGACAUACCUCCCUCGCCUUCUCCAUCAUCACCACCUUCGUUGUUGCCGCCCGCACCGGGGCUUUGAGGGACCACAUUUCUUGAAAACGAAUGGAUUAUGUUGUUAUUUUUGGAAUCGUUAUAUUGAUAAGCAAUGCAUACAAUCUACUUAAAUAUUGAUUUUCUUCAUA
Molecule: messenger RNA, 559 nt
Organism: Arabidopsis lyrata subsp. lyrata
Lineage: Eukaryota; Viridiplantae; Streptophyta; Magnoliopsida; Brassicales; Brassicaceae
Exons: 2
Coding region: 223-456 (77 amino acids)
Source: RefSeq, a predicted model, not a curated record